Messenger RNA from Dichotomopilus funicola, 978 nucleotides. RefSeq names its product serine/threonine protein phosphatase-like protein. Gene Ontology annotation, cellular component: cytoplasm; nucleus. Gene Ontology annotation, biological process: chromosome segregation; regulation of mitotic cell cycle. Bases 1 to 978 code for a protein of 325 amino acids. The transcript is spliced from 4 exons. Lineage: Eukaryota; Fungi; Ascomycota; Sordariomycetes; Sordariales; Chaetomiaceae. The record is from RefSeq and is a predicted model, not a curated record. Gene Ontology annotation, molecular function: protein serine/threonine phosphatase activity.
AUGGCAGACCAACACGACGUCGAUCUCGACUCGAUAAUCGAUCGCCUCUUGGAGGUGCGGGGCAGCCGCCCAGGCAAGCAGGUCCAGCUACUGGAGGCCGAGAUUCGUUUCCUUUGCACCAAGGCUCGCGAGAUCUUCAUCUCCCAGCCCAUUCUCCUUGAGCUCGAGGCUCCUAUUAAGAUCUGCGGCGAUAUCCACGGCCAAUAUUAUGACCUGCUCCGUCUCUUCGAGUACGGCGGCUUCCCGCCCGAGGCCAACUACCUCUUCCUCGGCGACUACGUAGAUCGUGGCAAGCAAUCGCUCGAGACUAUCUGUCUCCUGCUGGCUUACAAGAUCAAGUACCCCGAGAACUUCUUCAUUCUUCGCGGUAACCACGAGUGCGCGUCCAUCAACCGCAUCUACGGCUUCUACGACGAGUGCAAGCGCCGCUACAACAUCAAGUUGUGGAAGACUUUUACCGACUGCUUCAACUGCCUGCCCAUUGCCGCCAUCAUUGACGAGAAGAUCUUCACGAUGCACGGCGGCUUGAGCCCCGACCUCAAUUCCAUGGAGCAGAUCCGCCGUGUCAUGCGCCCGACUGACAUCCCCGACUGCGGCUUGCUUUGCGAUCUCCUCUGGUCCGACCCCGACAAGGACAUCACUGGCUGGUCUGAGAACGACCGCGGUGUUUCCUUUACAUUCGGGCCUGAUGUCGUCUCCCGCUUCUUGCAAAAACACGACAUGGAUCUCAUCUGCCGUGCUCACCAGGUCGUCGAGGAUGGCUACGAGUUCUUCUCCAAGCGCCAGCUCGUCACGCUGUUUAGUGCCCCCAACUACUGCGGCGAGUUCGACAAUGCCGGUGCCAUGAUGAGUGUGGACGAGAGCCUGCUCUGCUCCUUCCAGAUUCUCAAACCCGCAGAGAAGAAACAAAAGUAUGUCCCCAGCUUUGGUGGUAGCCUUGGCGGCCGGUCCAACACUCCCCGGAAGCAAUCCAAGUAA